Messenger RNA from Penicillium lagena, 3288 nucleotides. Its product is annotated as nuclear import receptor PSE1. Gene Ontology annotation, biological process: protein import into nucleus. Gene Ontology annotation, cellular component: cytoplasm; nucleus. The transcript has 6 exons. The record is from RefSeq and is a predicted model, not a curated record. Gene Ontology annotation, molecular function: small GTPase binding; nuclear import signal receptor activity. The coding region runs from base 1 to 3288 and encodes 1095 amino acids. NCBI's taxonomy places the organism in Eukaryota, Fungi, Ascomycota, Eurotiomycetes, Eurotiales, Aspergillaceae.
AUGUCCUUGCUUCCUCCCGAGGUCCACACCGCGCUGUCCCAGCUGCUGCGCGCCUUGAGCACUCCCGACAACGCCGUUAGAACCCAGGCGGAGGAGCAGCUAAACAAUGACUGGGUUCAGAACCGUCCAGACGUCCUCUUGAUGGGCCUGGUGGAGCAGAUCGAAGGCGCUGAGGACACAAUAACGCGUGCUUUCGCCGCCGUCCUUUUCCGUCGAAUCGCUACCAAGACGCGCAAGGAUCCUGUCACGAACGACACCAAGGAGGUCUUCUCGUCGCUCACCAAUGACCAGCGCGUUGUUAUCCGCCAGAAGCUGGUCGACUGCUUGACGAAAGAGACCGUUGCCGAUGUGCAGAGGAAGAUUGGAGAUGCAGUGGCAGAGGUGGCUCGGCAAUACACCGACAAUGGCGAAUCAUGGCCGGACCUCCUUCAGGUUCUAUUCACAGCCAGUCAAUCCCCCGAGGCUGGUUUGCGAGAGACUGCAUUCCGCAUCUUUACGACCACACCCGGUAUUAUCGAGAAGCAGCAUGAGGAUACCGUGUUGGGAGUCUUUACCAAGGGCUUCAAGGAUGACAACAUCUCCGUGCGCAUUGCUGCCAUGGAAGCCUUCGCCGCGUUGUUCCGUUCCAUACCCAAGAAGACUCAGCCCAAGUUCUUCUCGCUUGCACCGGACCUUCUCAACAUCUUGCCCCCGCUCAAGGAGUCCUCGGAAAGUGAGGAGCUGUCCGCAGCCUUCCUUGCACUGAUCGAGUUGGCCGAAAUCAGCCAGAAGAUGUUCAAGGGCAUGUUUAGCAACUUGGUCAAGUUCAGCAUCAGCGUUAUUGCCGAUAAGGAACUGAGUGAUCAGGUGCGCCAGAAUGCGCUGGAACUGAUGGCCACCUUCGCCGACUACGCCCCGAACAUGUGUAAGAAGGAGCCCGAUUUUGCGCAAGAAAUGGUCACUCAGUGCUUGAGCCUGAUGACCGAUGUUGGACAAGAUGAUGAUGACGCUGAAGAGUGGAAUGCCUCCGAGGAUCUUGAACCCGAAGAGAGCGAUCUCAACCAUAUUGCUGGUGAGCAGUGUAUGGACCGCUUGGCCAAUAAGUUGGGUGGCCCUGCCAUUCUCCAGCCUGCUUUCUCCUGGAUUCCUCGCAUGAUGUCUUCUACCGCCUGGCGCGACCGCCACGCCGCUUUGAUGGCCAUUUCCGCCAUCUCGGAAGGUUGUCGGGAUUUGAUGGUGGGCGAAUUGGACCAGGUUUUGGCGUUGGUGGUUCCGGCACUUAGCGAUCCUCACCCCCGAGUUCGGUAUGCGGGCUGCAACGCUUUGGGCCAGAUGAGUACCGACUUUGCAGGCACGAUGCAGGAGAAGUAUCACGCCAUUGUGCUGAACAACAUUAUCCCCGUGCUGAGCUCUGCCGAACCGCGUGUUCAGUCCCAUGCUGCCGCCGCUCUGGUGAACUUUUGCGAGGAGGCUGAACGAAGCAUUCUGGAGCCGUAUCUUGAGAAUUUGCUGUCUCACCUUCUGGAACUUCUGCGCAGCGAUAAGCGCUACCUGCAGGAGCAAGCUCUGUCCACGAUUGCCACCAUCGCUGACUCUGCCGAGAUGGCAUUCGGCCAGUACUACCCCACCCUGAUGCCACUCCUGCUGAAUGUGCUCAAGGAGGAGCAAGGCAAAGAGUACCGCCUGCUGCGUGCGAAAGCUAUGGAGUGUGCUACUCUAAUCGCAUUGGCUGUUGGCAAGGAGAAGAUGGGCCAGGAUGCCUUGAACCUUGUGCAGCUUCUGGGCAACAUCCAGCAGAACAUCACCGAUGCAGACGACCCGCAGUCGCAGUACCUACUUCACUGCUGGGGUCGUAUGUGCCGCGUCCUUGGCCGCGACUUCGUUCCGUAUCUGCCGGGCGUCAUGCCGCCUCUGUUGACAGUGGCUGCCGCCAAGGCUGACAUUCAGUUGCUUGAUGAUGAAGACCAAAUUGAGCAGGUCGAGCAGGACGAAGGUUGGGAGCUUGUUCCGCUCAAGGGCAAGAUCAUUGGCAUCAAGACCAGCGCCUUGGAGGACAAGAACACCGCUAUUGAGCUGAUCACCAUCUAUGCUCAAAUCCUGGAGGAAGCCUUUGAGCCUUACGUUUUGGAGACCAUGGAAAAGAUUGCUGUUCCUGGUAUUGCGUUCUUCUUCCACGACCCCGUUCGGGUGUCGGCAGCCAAGUUGAUCCCACAGCUGCUCAACUCCUACAAGAAGGCCCACGGUGACCAAUCACCAGGCUUUGCCGAGAUGUGGAACAAGGUGGCCGAGAAGAUCAUCGAGGUGCUGAGCGCGGAGCCGACGGUUGAUACCCUGGCGGAGAUGUACCAGUGCUUCUACGAGUCGGUCGAGGUGAUUGGCAAGAACAGCCUCAGCCCACAGCACAUGCAGGCGUUCAUCGAGUCCGCCAAGUCGACGCUGGAGGACUACCAGAUGCGUGUGAAGCAACGACUCGAAGAACAGGCAGAGCUGGAGGAGGGUGAUGAGGAGAAUCUGGAUUACGAGUAUGCCGUGGAAGACGACCAGAACCUGCUGAGUGACAUGAACAAGGCUUUCCACACCAUCUUCAAGAACCAGGGCACGUCCUUCCUGCCGGCCUGGCAGCAACUUCUCCAGUUCUACGAUGCGUUCAUCACCAGCCAGGACCCCACACAGCGGCAAUGGGCGCUCUGCAUCAUGGACGACGUACUGGAGUUCUGCUGCGAAGAGUCGUGGAACUAUAAGGAUCAUAUCAUGCAGCCUCUGGCAGCUGGUCUGCAGGACGAAAACGCGGCCAACCGGCAAGCGGCAGCGUAUGGUGUUGGUGUUGCCGCCCAAAAGGGCGGUGCUCCCUGGAGCGACUUUGUGGCAGCCAGCAUCCCCAGCUUGUUCCAGGUGACGCAGCACGCUCAGGCUCGGUCGGAGGAGCACGUUUUCGCGACAGAGAAUGCCUCGGCCAGUAUCGCCAAGAUCUUGCACUACAACGCAUCUAAGGUGCAGAAUGCUCAGGAUGUCGUGCCCAACUGGAUCGACACUCUGCCCAUCACCUACGAUGAGGAAGCUGCGCCGUAUGCUUAUUCAUUUGUUGCUCAACUGAUUGACCAGCAAAACCCCGCCGCCUUCAGCAAAGCCGACCGCGUGUUCGGAUCCAUCGUGCAGGCUCUCGACGCCGGAACGCUACAGGGUCAGACCGCUGCUCGGGUCGCCGAGUCAGCCAAGCGUCUGGUAGGAGCGACAGGAGUGAACGCGGAGCAGAUCCUGGCGAGCGUCAGCCCUACCAGCCAGGAGAGGGUGCGCAAGUACUUCCAGUAG